AUGUCUAAAUAUAAUCAUUGUUUAGAGAAAUAUCCAUUUUUAACACAAGGCUUGUCUGCAUCAUUUCUAUUUGGAUCAGGUGAUUUUAUAUGUCAAAAAUUAGAAGGUACAACAUCAAUUGAUUAUAAUAGAAUUACUAGAAUGGUUUUAUAUGGUAGUUUUGUAUUUGCACCUUAUUUAGAUAUACCAGAUGCUAAAAGAAUUAAACAAAUAGAAAGUUUAAUACAUUCUAAAAGUAUUACAAGUACAAUUAAUGUACAAUCUAAUACAUUACAUGAAGCCUUGUGGACAUGUCAACAUUUAUUUUCACUUUCUAAUGCAAAUUCUAAAUUAGGAUUUAAACGUAUAUUUUUAUUUACAAAUGAUGAUAAUCCACAUAGAGAUGAUCAAUCAUCAAAAUUAAAAACCAUUGAACGUGGUAGAGAUUUAAUGAAUAGUGAAAUUGAAAUUCAAUUAUUUUCAUUAAAAAUACCAGCCAAUACUUUUAAAUUUGAUUUAAUUUGGAAACAAUUAAUUCAUGUUAGUGAUGAUGAUUAUACUGGUAGAAUACAAUAUGAUUGUCUUGAAAAUGGUUUAAAAGAAUUAAAAGAUAAAAUUAGAAAGAGAGAAUUUAAAAAGAGAGGUAUUACUUCAAUUCCAUUUAUUAUUGGUGAUAUUAAUAAUAAUAAUAGUAAUAAUUCUAUAAUUUUAAAUUGUACAUUAUAUUCAUGUAUUAGUAAAACUAGAAAACCAGCAGCAGUUCAUUUACAUUCAGAUACAAACAAGUUAUUAAAAUGUGAAACUAAAUUUAUAUGUCAAGAUACAGGUACUGAAUUAAUGAGAAAUGGUAAUAAUAUUUUACAAAAUGAAUUAUCUUCAACUACUACUACAACUACAACUAUUAAUAAUAAUAAUAAUAAUAAUACAACUAGUAGUAGUACCAAUGAAUUUACAAAUUCAUCAUCAUCAUCCAAUGAUAUGAUAUAUUAUUAUGAAUAUGGAGGACAUAAAUCAGAAUUUACACUUGAAGAAUUAACCAAUAUUAAACAAUUAAAAAAUAUUACAAAGAAAUUAACAAUAGAUUUUAAUCCACAUGAAUUUACAAAUCCAUCACUUCAACAAUUUUAUCAAUCAUUACAAGCAUUAGCUUUAGAACAUUCAAAUAUUGAACAAAUUGAAGAUGUUUUAAAACCUGAUAAGGAGGGUAUGAAGAAGUAUGAAAAUUUAAUGAAUGAAUUUAAAGAUAUGAUAUUCCCUUCUGAUUAUGAUCCUGAUUCUAAAAAGUUGACAAAAUCAACAACACGUACUUCUUCUUCAAAGGUUAAGAAGGAAGAAGAAGAAGAAGCAACAACAGCAGCAGCAGACUCUCAAGAUGUAUCUGAAUCAACAUCUAAAAAGAAAACUGCAACACGUAAAAAGACUAAUGAUUCCAAGAAACGUAAAAAGGCAGAAGAAUCUGAAGAGGAAGAAGAAAAAAAGCCAAAGAAAAAGAAGGCUGAAUUAUCUGAAUCUGAUGAAGAAGAAGAAGAAAUUGAUAUGGUACAAUUAAUUAAAGAUGGUAAAGCAGAUAAAUUGAAAGUAGAUAUUUUGAAAGAAUUUUGUAAACAAUACAAAUUGAAAGUGAGUGGAAGUAAGAAGGAUUUAAUUGAAAGAAUUACUGAAUUUUUGAAAAAGAAGAAAAAGAUUUAA
Messenger RNA from Naegleria gruberi, 1668 nucleotides. RefSeq lists its product as uncharacterized. Gene Ontology annotation, molecular function: DNA helicase activity; telomeric repeat DNA binding; double-stranded DNA binding. The transcript has 3 exons. Gene Ontology annotation, biological process: cellular response to X-ray; double-strand break repair via nonhomologous end joining; cellular response to gamma radiation. Gene Ontology annotation, cellular component: nucleus; Ku70:Ku80 complex. Lineage: Eukaryota; Heterolobosea; Eutetramitea; Acrasida; Naegleriidae. The record is from RefSeq and is a predicted model, not a curated record. Bases 1 to 1668 code for a protein of 555 amino acids.